GGGCCUCCUCCCGCACCCCGGUCGUCGUCGGCGUCCCGGUGGUGCUCGUAUCUUAUCUCUACUACCGCGGCCGUAGUGCCAUCGUGCGAGCGCAGCGCGGAGAGAGUAGAAGGAAGCAAGUGUGUGUCCGUCUCAUACCUACUGGGGUUGGCUGGUGUGGUGUUUGAGACGUGCGGUCGGGAGAGCGGAUGGAGAGGAAGGGAGGGUGCUGCCUCGCGCCGAGGUACGGCGCCGCCGGGCCUGCGGCCGCGCAGCAGCAGGCAGGCGCGGCGUGGCAGAUGGGCAGGAUCAUGCUCAAGUUCCGCCCGAUUGCACCUAAGCCGGCGGCCAUGGCGCCCGUGCCGGCACCGACGCCGGUGGUGGCUGGGCCGUCCGUUGGUGCGGCCGGGAGAGGGAAGCGAAAAGCCGUGUGCGGUGCAGGCGGCGGGAGGAGGGGGCGGAAGCCCAAGAAGGCGGCUGCGGUGGUGACUGCAGCGCCUGCGCUUGCAGCGGCGGCGGCGCAGGAUGCGGGCGACUGCAAGAAGGACUGCGAGAAGGAGAAGUCGUCGUCGUCGCGGUCCUCGUCCUCGUCGGGGAUGACGUCCGUGGACUCGUCGCCGCCGCCGCCGCAGCACCACCUCCCGACGCUGCUGCCGCUCAUGCCCGUGACGGCGGUGGAGGAUAAGGGCCCCGCUGCUGGUGCUGCGACAGAGGAGCUUCCGGCGCCUGUGCCGUCUCAGGUGGCCGCGGCAGCCACGGGGUCGGCACGGCCGUUUGCUCCGCGGGCGUUGCGCCCAGGCUCCGCGGCUUGGGCGGCUUCGUUGGUGACGGUGGAGGAGGUGACCGCGACGUGGCGCGACGGCGAGGCGCCGCCGUCCUCCGCGGCGUGCGUCGCCGACGACGCCCCGGCGUUCGUGUCGGACCAGUGGGGCCGCGUCACGUGGAGGAACGCCGCGUUCGUCCGGGCUGUACCCGCGGACGACGGCGGCGACGAGGUGGAGACGCAGACGCCCGUGGCGCUCAGCGGCGCGCUCCCGGCGUGGGGCACCUGCUCGGGAUUCACGUGCCGCGUCCGCUGGCACUCGAGCCCCCGGCGCGUGGGUUCCACUUCCUCCGUGGUGGCGCCCUGCGAUGUGUGGCGGCUGGACGCCGGCGGCAGCUACCUUUGGCGGCUGGACCUGCAGGCCGCUCUCACUCUCGGCGGCCGCCUGUGACUGUGAAAACCCGCCUGUGACUGUCAAGUUCUGAACCCCAGCAACGAAUAUGCUGUAGUACUCCUACGUGCGGAUUAGUAGUGUUUUAUUCUGAGAUUGGAAACCAUAUGCGUUCUUACUGACGUACGGUAUGGUUUAAUCGGCGUAUUGCUAUCCUGGUCGGGCUUAAUUAAGGAUGUUUGAAGCCAGAUUGGGUAUUACUAAUUAUGGAUUAGUUUAGAUCCCUUGGAAUGGGAGUGAGUGACUUGCCAGGACUUAAGAAGAAACCAAAGCAUGUGACGAAUGCUUCUGGAUGUGCAGAGUUCAGUCUUCCUUCUUCAGCAGCACAGAAUCUUGCUCUUCUCAUUUGUUUUCCUUUUCUUCUCUUGAGGGCACCCUUAACGUAAACUAUAGUUUUUAUUAUGAAUA
This is a messenger RNA of Sorghum bicolor (sorghum), 1601 nucleotides long. RefSeq names its product tropomyosin-1, isoforms 33/34. The coding region runs from base 189 to 1193 and encodes 334 amino acids. The transcript has a single exon. NCBI's taxonomy places the organism in Eukaryota, Viridiplantae, Streptophyta, Magnoliopsida, Poales, Poaceae. The record is from RefSeq and is a predicted model, not a curated record.